Molecule: messenger RNA, 2712 nt
Organism: Neocloeon triangulifer
Lineage: Eukaryota; Metazoa; Arthropoda; Insecta; Ephemeroptera; Baetidae
Product: protein GDAP2 homolog
Exons: 12
Coding region: 165-1676 (503 amino acids)
Source: RefSeq, a predicted model, not a curated record
CAGUGAGGUCGGCGCCGUGGGCAACUAGAGGCGUCACUCCAGUCCAAAUACGCUCGGAGAUAAGAAGUAUUGGUGCUCAAAAAUUUGCAGUUGGCCCUGAUUCUGCCCUUGUCGGCCGCAGCGAAUCUUGACUCUCAACGGACCCUUCGGCAGAUUAUGAGAAAAUGAGGCUGGACGCCGAGCAGACGUUGGACGCGGCGCUGAACGUGGAAGUCGUCGACGCCGCCGCCCUCAAGCCCUGGAGCCAGAUCGCGCCGCUGCCCCUCGGCCCCCUCAUCACCCCUGGGCCGCACAACCCCGCCAGCACCUUCCCCUGCGACCCCAAGCUCAACGCCAAAAUCGUUUUGUGGGUCGGCGACAUUUCGCUGCUGAAUGUGGACGCCGUUGUGAAUUCGACCAACGAGUCCAUGACCGAGCGGAACCCCGUCAGCGACCGGAUAUACAGCCAGGCUGGCCAGGAGCUGCUCGACGAAAUACAAAAUGAAAUCAAAGAGUGCAAGACUGGGGACGUGCAGGUCACCAGCGGACACAACCUGCCCGCCCGCUUCAUCAUCCACACCGUCGGACCCAAGUACAACGUCAAGUACCAAACAGCUGCCGAAAACUCGCUCCACUCCUGCUACAGGAACGUUCUGCAGAAGGCCUGCGAGCUCGGCGUCGCCACCCUCGCCAUCCCGGCCAUCAACUCGGUCAAGAGGAACUACCCCCCGGACCAGGGGGCGCACAUCGCCCUCAGGACGAUCCGACGCUUCCUGGACAAGUACAGCCCGAGCUUCGAGCGGAUCGUGUUGGCCGUCGAGAACUCGGACGUGGGAAUCUACGAGUUGCUGCUGCCGCUGUACUUCCCGCGCACAGAGCAGGAGGAGCUGCACGCGGCGCGUCAACUGCCCAACUGCGUCGGCGGUUCGGACGGUGAGCCUUUGCUGCCCGAUCGCCAAAUUCGCAUCAUUGACAACCCGCACCACUUACACGCAGACGACGAAGGUUUGUCCACCCAGCUCGAGAGCCUGGGUGUGGGGGAGCACGCGUUCAGUCAGAUGCAAGGUGACCUCGACCAGCAGCGACUGCUCGGGGACCUUCCAACCUACAACUCUCAAUACACCUCUGAAACGUUGAUGCGCGAGAUGCAGAACAACAUCAGUUACGAAAGGCUUUUGCGCCGCGCCAGGACCGAGGAUCUGUCCGAGAUUUCCGGAAUUGGCUGCCUCUACCAGAGCGGCGUCGACAGAUUCGGCAGACCUGUCAUUGUCUUUGUCGGAAAGUGGUUCAAGUUCAACGAAAUCAACCUCGAAAAGGCGCUGUUGUAUUUGAUCUACCUGCUGGACCCCCUGGUCAAGGGUGACUAUGUGAUUUCGUACUUCCACACGCUCACGUCGAGCAACAACUACCCAUCCUUUAAUUGGCUUAAAGAAGUCUACAACAUUCUUCCAUACAAGUACAAGAAAAACCUGAAGGCCUUCUACAUUGUUCACCCCACCUUUUGGACUAAAAUGAUGACCUGGUGGUUCACAACAUUUAUGGCCCCUGCCAUCAAGCAGAAAGUUUUCAGUCUGCCCGGCGUCGAGUACUUGUACUCUGCAAUGACCCCUGACCAGCUUGAAAUCCCCGCUUUCAUCACCGAGUAUGACAUGACCAUCAACGGAAUUCGGUAUGUGAAUGCGAGCGAGAGCGGCUGACCUUUGGCCCUGAGUGCGUACCAGCAGCUGCUGGUGUCGUCCGCAUAGUUCCCUUCGACAGGACUCAUUUGCGCGCAUAGUGAGACAGCUUUAAAUUUGGGACCGCGAGGAAAAAAUGUUUGUCAGUGUGUUUGCAAGAAUCUCCUUUGGUUCCGUGGACUUUCGAGCUGCUCGGAUUUUGGUUUCAAAUUUUUAGAUGUAAAAAAAAAGAAAUAACUUGUGCACCCCAAAAAGCAGGCAAUGAAGAAAGAAAAACGCUUAUAUAUACGGAAAGGAAUGAUUGAUCAAAAGAGGCCUUAGAUUAACAGAAGAAGUUGAGGAGAGGGAAGGAUAUUUAUACAAAAUUCCUUGAUCAUGCAUAUCAUGAAGAAAAAAUAAUGCUUUCAUUACAUGAGGAGAAGUUAGUCAAUAAUAAUAACCUUGGUGUGUGAAUGUGCUUACUAGGACGUAAAAUAAUAUAUAUUAUGUUAUAAGAACCUGCUUAAAAAAUUUAGGAACUGAUUACGAUUUGUACAUAGACUCUAGGUUUAGCAAAGUUGAUGCAUUUUGUUAAAAUUAUAUUAAUUAUAAUAUAUAAACUCUUCGAACACACCUUCAACAAGUUUCUGUGAUUAAAAAAAACUAAACCACUUGGAUUUUGCUGUCAACUUAUGAAUAUUGUAAAGCUAAAUGUACUAAGCAAUAAUAACCGCAGUUACGUAUAAUGAAAAAAAAAUAGUGAGUUGCGAAUUAUCGAGACACCAGAGAAGGUUCAAUCAGGUUCAGUGACUGGUUGUGUUCAAAUGUGAAUCAAUGAGAGGCCCGUACUUGUGUCUAGCCAGAACAAAACAAACUUAACCCCCUUGUAUAAAAACAUAAGUUGUAACUUGACUUAAAAAGGAAAUAGUUUACUUUUAGUGAGGAUUUGUUGCAAUCAUAGACUGAAGUUGCAAGUGUUUUUGUUGAAAUUGGUGCAGCGGAGGUGGACGCGCCAAACUAAAAUCCAUUGGUGAUAUGUAAAGCAUCUUGAUUUUAAUAAAACUUAAAUUACAACGUU